GCGGGCGAGCGUGUGCGGUUGUCGCAGGUGGGGCUGGCGGCCCGCAGCCCGGAGGGCCACGCGGCGCGAGGCAUGGCCAUCAAGGGCCGCGAGGAGCUGUGGGUGGAGAUACAGGCGAACACGUUCCGCAACUGGGUGAACGAGCACCUGCGCGGAGCGGGGCUGCGCGUGGACGACCUGGCCGCGGACCUGUGCGACGGCACGGCGCUGUGCGCGCUGGUCGAGACGCUGCAGAAGCGCGCCCUGCGCCCCGCCUGGGUGCGGCGCCCCGCCAACAGGCACCACUGCCUCGAGAACGUGUCGGCCGCCCUCGCCGCUGUCGCCGCCGACGGCGUCAAGCUCGUCAACAUCGGCAACGUGGACAUCGUGAAUGGCAACCUCAAACUCAUACUCGGCCUCAUAUGGUCGCUCAUCGUGCGCUACCAGAUCGGCCGCUCCAAGUUCCCGCCCAAGAAGCUGAUGCUCGCCUGGCUCAAGGCGGUGCUCCCCGAGUGCAGGGUGACCAACUUCACAACGGACUGGAACUCGGGCGUGUGCCUGAGCGCGCUGCUGGACUACUGUCGGCCCGGACUGUUGUCGCACUGGCGCAGCCUGGACCCGCGCGACAGCGUUGCCAACUGUCGCGCGGCGAUGGAGCUGGCGCGCCGCGAGUUCCAGAUCCCCAUGAUCCUGGAGCCGGAGUACUUGGCGUCGCCCUUCCUGGACGAGCUGUCGGGCAUGACGUACCUGUCGUACUUCAUGAAGGAGGACAGCCCCGGCUUCCACGCCACGCUGCGCUGGGUCAACGGCCAGAUGCCGGACACCCCUGUGCGCAACUUCACCACGGACUGGAACGACGGGCUGGCGCUGUGUGACCUGGUGCGCUCCCUGGGCGGACCGGUGCCGGACUACGACCAGCUGAGCUCGGGCCGCGCGCACUGGGAGUCCAACAUCAGCAAGGGCAUCGCCGGCGGCCUGAAGCUGGGCGUGGAGCCGCUGCUGAAGGCGCGCGACAUGGCGGACAAGAGCGUGGAGCACCUGGGGGUCAUGGCGUACGCCGCCAACUUCCAGUGGGUGCAGCCGCGCGAGCGGCCCGGGGACCGCCUGGCCGUGGCCUGCGACCUGCACACCGCCGUCGUCAACAAGCCGGCGGUCUUCAGGCUGGACCUGCUGUCCCGGGAGGUGGACCCCAAGGAGGUGCAUGCGGAGGUGCUGGGUCCGUCGGGCAAGCUGGACUGUCGGCUGUCGCUGUCGGGCGGCGGCGGCCGGGGCUCCUUCGUGCCCUUGGAGGUCGGCAUGCACCAGCUCCUGGUGUACAACGAGGGGGAGAAGGUGCGCGGCUGCCCCAUCAACAUCAGGGUGACCCCGGAGCUGACCAAGAUCUCGUACCCGGGCAUGGAUCCGUGUGCCAUCGGCUCCAUCGUGGAGGUGCUGAUCAACUCGAAUGGGGCGCACAGCAGCGAGAUCAGCGUGAUCGCACGCUCGCCCACGGGCCGCCGCCUGCCGUGCCCCGUGCAAGAGACGGACGGCAUCUACACGGCCACGUUCCAGCCGGACGAGGCGGGCGAGUGGAGCAUCGCGGUGACCCACGGCGGCGAGCACAUCCAGGGAGGGCCCUUCCGCUGCUUCGUGUUCGACCCCGACGGCGUCAAGGUGCGCGGGCUGGAGGGGGCGCUGCCCGGGCAGCUGUUCAGCUUCACCAUGGACACGAGCGCGACGGGCGGGCUGGGGGACGUGUGCCUGGACAUCGUGCACGCCGGCCGCUCCGUGCCGCACAGCGUCGAGGGCCUGGGCGCCAGCCUGUACCGCGUGUGCUGCACGCCCAUGGAGCCGGGCAAGCACCGCGUCUACGUCUACUUCAACGGCAGCGACGUCAAAGGUUCGCCGUUCUGUCUGCGCGUGGGCGGCCGACGCUCGACCGACAAGUCUGGCUCUCCUCAGGGCGUUACCGCCGCCCAUCGCGAGAGCAAGGGAUCGCUGGAGAGACAGCGGCACCUGCGGGAGGACCGCGUGGGCUCCCCGUCGCGCGGCAUGCCCAACGGCCGUGUGUCCAGCCCCUCCGUCAACAACCACCACCACUCACCGAGCCCCAGCCCGCUGCUGCGAGCCAGCCCCGCGUUCAGUCCCAUCCACAAGCCGGGGCACGCCAGCCCCGCCUUCAAGCCGGAGCACGCCAGCCCCCUGCUGCGUGCUAGCCCCGCCUUCAAGCCAGAGCACGGCAGCCCCCUGCUGCGCGCUAGCCCCGCCUUCAAGCCCGAGCAUGGCAGCCCUUUGCUGCGCGCUAGCCCCGCCUUCAGGCCGGGGCGCGCCAGCCCAGUAGUGGCAGCCCAGCAGAACGGCCACGCCCUGUCGGAGGAGCGCAGGGCGCGGCGCAGCUCGGUGGACCUGCUGGAGGAGAGGAAGAGCGCCGUAGACACCUCGUCCAACGUGCGAGUGUCUGCGAUGCUGGGGGGGUCGAAUCUGCGCGCCGACUCGUGGGACGCCAUCGCCAAGACGAAGAACCUGCUGUCGUACGGCAGCCUGGAGUCCCUGGCCAACCUGACGUCCGCCAAGUCCGAGACCAGAGAGUUUGUGCGCAACGAGUCGAGCCACGUGACGAGCGUGCACCACGUCAACUCGGAGGACACGGUGGAUGCCGUGCACACCAGGUUCCGAGGACGCUCGCCGCUGGGCGCGCCCCGGACCGCGGGGCUCCUGUCUUCCCCUGCGAGGGGCUCCCCGGACGUGGUGUCGGCCGUGGUGAGCGGUGAGGCGCUCGAGCUGGUGCCCAUCAACCGGCCGGCAUCGAUCAGCGUGGAGCUAGAGGACAAGAGCGACCUGGCCGAGCUCUCUGCCACGGUCACAGCUCCGUCGAGACGCAGCGCGCCCGCCACGGUGUUCCGCAGCCGGGACAAGGCGACGCUGAGCUUCAGCGUGACGGAGAUCGGGGAGCACACCAUCGACGUGAGGGUGCGCGACCAGCGGGUGGCCGGGUCCCCGUUCAGGACGCACGCGUACGACGCCAAGGCCAUCCAGGUGGGCCGCAUCCCCGACGGCGUCAUCGGCCAGCCGGUCGAGUUCGAGAUCGACGGCUCGGGCGCCGGCUCGGGCAACCUGGAGAUCCUGGUGAACGGCGGUCACGUGACCAGCUUCGUGACCAGCCUGGGCGAGCACCGCUUCCUCGCCUCGUUCGUGCCCCACGAGGCCAUCGCGCACCUCGUCGAGAUGCGCUUCAACAAGGAGACCGUGCCCGGCAGUCCGUGGCAGGUGGCCGUGAUGGCGGCGCCCAAGAUGUCCGUGGUGGGCGAGGCGGUGCGCCUGGUGGCCGCGGGCUCCACCGCCACCUUCGAGCUGAGCGCGCUGGGCUUCGCUCGCGAGGACAUCAAUGUGCACAUCAUCAGCCCCAGCAAGCGGCCCGUGGCGGCGCGCCUGGUGGAGGAGCAGGGCGGGCAGUUCCGCGUGGAGUUCACCCCCGGCGAGGUGGGCAGCCACCUGGUGGAGGUGAGCGUGGCGGGCCAGAAGCUGCCGGCGGGCCCGCUGGUCGCCAAGGUGUACAACAGCGCGCUCAUCCACGUCACGGACGUGGGCAGCGGCGUCGUGGGCCAGCCCUGCCAGUUCAGGGUGGAUGCCAGCCAGGCGGGCGAGGGCCAGCUGGAGAUCUCCAUCAACGAUGGCGAGGUCCCUAACCACGUGCAGGUGGUGGGGGGCGGCCGCUGCCUCGUCAGCUUCACCCCGGACCAGAUCAAGCCCCACCUCAUCGACAUCAAGUUCAACGGCGAGACCGUGACGGGAUGCCCCUUCGUGUGCGCGGUGUCCGGCUCGAGCCGGGUGUCGCUGACGCUCAGGAACCUGGAGCUGGUGCCGGUGAACGAGGUGGCGCGCUUCCACAUGGGCGUGGACGGCAGCGGCAGCGCGGAGCUGGCCGUCUCCGUGAGGGGUCCCGCGGGGGAGCUGCCGGUGAAGGUGACGGGCAACAUCCACAGCGGCUUCACGGCAGAGUUCACGCCCCGCGAGGUGGGCCCCCACUCCAUCACGGUGGAGUACAACGGGCACCCCGUCAGCGGCACGCCCUUCGUGGCCAAGGCGUACGACGCCAAGAGAGUGCUGGUGGGGACGCUGCCCAAGGGCUCCGUCGGCAAGACCCUGCAGUUCAUGGUGGACGCCAGCCAGGCCGGUGAGGGCAACCUGGAGAUCACCAUCAGCGUCAGAGGACAGAACAUCCCCACACAGGUGCACCCACAGGGCAACGCGCGCUUCGCGGUCAGCUUCGUGCCCAUCGAGCCCACCGACCACGUCAUCAGCAUCAACUUCAACAAGGAGAGCAUACCAGGGUCGCCGUUCCUGGCGCGCAUACAGGGAGACUCUCCGCACCAGAUCCUCGUGUCGGGACCGUCCCUGACCUCGGCCGCGGUCGGUAAAACCUCGUAUUUCACAAUGAGCAAUGUUGGCGGGAGUGUCGAGGACAUAGAAGUCAACGUGGAGGGCCCCAACGGACAGUCCGUCCCCGCGCAGGUGAAAGACAUCGGCUCACAGACUUUCCAGAUAGAGUUCACCCCGCGCGUCGUGGGUGAGCACCGCAUCUUGGCGGCGUACCGCAAGGUGGCCGUGGCGGGCUCGCCCUUCAGCUGCAAGGUGUACGACGUGAAGGCCAUCCGCGUCAAGGACGUGGGCAAGGGCGUCGUCUCCAAGCCCAUCACAUUCGUGGUGGAGACGAGCCAGGCGGGGCCCGGCAACCUGGAGGUGACGGUGAACGGGGGUCGCGUGCCCACCUCCGCGCAGGCCCAGGGCCCGCACUCCUACGCCAUCUCCUUCACGCCGCGCGAGGCCGUGCCACACACCGUUGACCUGCGCUUCAACGGCGAGGACGUGCCAGGCAGUCCGUUCACGUGCCUGGUGUCCGAGGCCGCGCGCGUGGUGCUGGCGGGCGACGGGCUGGAGAAGGUGGCCGUGUGCCACACCGCGAGCUUCAGCGUGGAGGCCGACCCCUCCCUGGGACGCCCGGAGGUGCAGGUGCUGAGCCCCUCGCGCCAGCCGCUGGCCGUGGACGUGGGCGCCCAGGCCGCCGGCCGCUACGCCGUGCACUUCACGCCCACCGACGUCGGCGACCACAGCGUGGAGGUGAAGCUGGGUGGGGCCAACGUGGAGGGCAGCCCCUUCCUCGUCAAGGCCUACGACGCCUCCAAGGUCAAGGUCACAGACAUCAACUCGGGCGUCGUCGGCAAGCCCGUCUUCUUCAGCAUAAACGCGAGCCAGGCGGGCGCGGGCAACCUGGAGAUCAUCGUGUCCGUGGCGGGGCGCAACGUGCCCAACUUCGUGCAGUCGGAGGGCAACGCCAAGUUCCGGGUGAACUUCAAGCCCCAGGAGGCGGCCGCGCACAGCCUGAGCGUGCGCUUCAACGGGGAGCCCGUGCCAGGGUCGCCCUUCACGUGCAAGGUGCUGGACGUGAGCCAGGUGCUGGUGUCGGGCUCGGCCCUCAAGAUGUCCCCGGUGGGGCGUCCCGCCCAGGUGCUGGUGGACCCCCAGGGCGCCGGCGGGGACCUGGGCACCUGCGACGUGUCCGUCACCUCCCCCUCGGGCCUGGGCGUGCCGGUGCGCGUGUCGCGCUCUGACAAGUUCACGGCCGAGUUCCUGCCCACCGAAGUCGGUCGGCACAGCGUGAGCGUGCUGCUUGACGGAGAGCCCGUGAAGGGCAGUCCCUUCGCCUGCAACAUCUACGACAUCAGCAAGGUGCGCGUCACCGGCCUGGCCCCCAUCAAGAUAGGGAAGCCCGGCACGUUCACGGUGGAUGCGUCGGAGGCCGGCGAGGGCACCCUGGAGCUCGUGGUGAGCACGGCCAAGACGACGGUGAAGGCAGAAGUGGUGGCGUGCGCGCGCGGCCUCUACGACGUCACCUUCGUGCCGCACCAGCUGGAGCAUCACUUCAUCAACAUCACGUUCAACGAGGAGGACGUGCCAGGCAGCCCGUUCAGGUGCGAGGUGCUGGAGCUGGGGGCCAAGGAGAUGAAGCAGAUGCAGCGCAAGGAGUCGCGCAUGGUGACGGUGCGCGGCGAGGGCUUGAAGGACGUGGCGGUGGGCGCACCGGCCUGCCUCGACCUCGACCCCAAGGGCAUGGGCGGGCGCCUGCACGUGGAGGUGGUGGCCCCUGACGGCUCCCAGCUGCCGUGCUUCGUGAAGAAGCUGGGCUCCGGGUCGCACCGCGCCGAGUACACCCCGCAGCUGGUCGGGCCGCACAGCAUCACCGUGUACCACAACGAGCAGCCCAUCAGCAAGGUGCCCUUCACCGUGCACGCCUUCGACCCCGCGCAGGUCAAGAUCGUGGAGAUGGACGAGGCCUUCUGCAACCGCCAGGCCUCCUUCAAAGUGGACGCGUCCAGUGCAGGGCGCGGCGUGCUCACGGCCAGCGUGCGCGCGGCAGGACAGGAGGUGAAGCACUCGGUGAGGGACCUGGAUAGCGGCCACAGGUACCAGGUGGUGUACCAGCCGCGCCUCGCCGUGCCGCACCGCGUCGACCUCAAGUACAACGGCCUGCACGUUGCAGGCUGCCCAUUCGAGGUGAGCGUGAAGAGCCCGGCCGUGGGGCAGGACGUGAUGGCCACGGGCCUGGGGCUGUACCAGUCGCGGGCGGGCAAGGCGACCAGCUUCGUGAUCGAGACGCUGGGCCACGCGGCCAAGGAGUUCGACGUGGUGGUCACGUCGCCGCUGGGACAGGCGGUGCCCGUGCGCUGCUACCAGCAGAAGGACGGCAACCUGCUGGCGGAGUUCACGGCCGCCCACGCAGGAGCGUACAAGGUGGACGUCACGCACGGCGCCAGGGCAGCCAGGGGCUCCCCCUACUACUGCCAGGUGUACGACCCCUCCAAGGUCAGGCUGGAGGACGUCAGCUCCAAGUCUGUCACCGUCAACGAGAAGAUAGCCUUCAAAGUGGCGCGCAAGGAGGCGGGCUUCGCGGAGCUGGACGUGACGGUGACGAGCCCCCUGGGCCGAGACCUGCCCCUGGAGGUGAGCAGCCGGCCCGAGGACAAAGACACGGACCACAUAGAGUUCUGCCCCAGCCUGCCGGGCAACUACCGCUUCAGCAUCCUGUACGGCGGGGAGGAGGUGCCAGGCUCGCCGGUCACGUUCCCGGUGGAGGAGGCCGGGGUGUGCAAGGCGAUGGGCGAGGGCCUGCAGCGAGCCCAGGCGGGCAGCCCCGCGAGCUUCAAGGUGCUGUGCCCCGCGGGGGCCGGCGACACGCGCCCCAGCGUGCGCGUGGACGGCCCGGAGAGCGUGGUGGCCUGCUCCCUGGAGCGCGAGGGGGAGGGGGUGUGGGUGGCCAGCUACACCCCGCAGGAGGUGGGCGUGUACGACGUGCAGGUCUCGCUGGACGACGUGCCCGUCCCAGGCUCGCCCUUCCACCCGAAGGUGGUUGACGCGCGCAGGGUGCGUGUGAUUGGCGGCUGGGAGUCCUUCAUGGACGCGGAGGGCCGCCUCGAGCUGUCCGUGCACAACACCAAGAAGAUCAGCAUGGACACGUCAGAGGCCGGUCCAGGGCAGCUGACGGCGGAGUGCCGGGGGCCGCAGGGCGGCGCGGUGCCGGUGGCCGUGGAGCCCACGGCGCAGGGCCGUGUGCGACUGCUGCUCACGCCGCGCGAGGCGGGCGAGCACCUGCUCUACCUGCAGUACGGGGGGUUCCCUCUGCCGCGCAGCCCGCUGCUGGGCGUGGCCGAGGGCGGCCCCUCCCCGGCGGGCCCCGUGAGGGUCGUGCUGGCGGGCCAGGGGCUGGCCGCGGCGCGCUGCCACGACGAGGCCGAGUUCACCAUCGACGGCUCCCAGGCCGGCCCCGGCACGCCCGAGGUGACGCUCACGGGCAUGAAGGCAGACAUGAAGGUGCAGCUGCAGAACCUGGGCAACAACGUGUACCGCGCCAGCUACACGCCCACCGCGCCGGGCGCCUACCUCCUCAACGUCAUGUGGUCCGACAGGCAGGUGAAGGGCUGCCCCUUGAAGGUGGUGGUGACUGCCGUGUCGGACGCCAGUCGCGUCGUGUGCUCCGGGGACGGCUUGCGCGUCGGCACCGUCGGCAAGGAGAUACGCAGCUUCAUCAACACCCGCCAGGCAGGCCCAGGGGAGCUGACCGCGCACUGCGUGGGACCACACAAGGUGGCGUACUGCGAGCUGUACGACCACGGCGACGGCACGUUCACCCUCAACGUGAAGCCCCAGGAGGCAGGGCGACACGCCCUCACCGUCAAGUACGGUGGCGAGCACGUGCCGGGCAGCCCCUUCGCGCUGCGCGUGGCCGGCUCCCCGGACCCCAGCAAGGUGCGCGUGUACGGCCCGGGCAUCGAGCACGGCGUGCUGGCCUCCUUCCAGAGCCGCUUCAUCUGCGACACGCGCGGCGCCGGCGCCGGCCAGCUCACCGUGCGCGUGCGUGGCCCCAAAGGAGCGUUCCGGGUGGAGAUGCAGCGCGAGAGCCAGAAGGACCGCACCAUCCUGUGCAAGUUCGACCCCACGGAGCCGGGCGACUACCGCGUGGAGGUCAAGUGGGCGGGGGAGUACGUGCCGGGGUCGCCCUUCGUCGUCAUGAUCUUCGACACGCAGGAGGAGCUCACCAGGUUCCUGCAGGGGAGCCACUCGCCCGGCUCCGACCUCUACGGCAGCGUCGGCUACUCCACGGGCUACGCGCACAUGAACUUCGGCGGACCCGGCGCGACAGGGACCUGGCGGGGGUCGCAGCCCCAGCUGUGAGCCCCACGGCCCACGUCCCAUCUUUCCAUAUCUGCUCCCAUGUACACAAUAAACACCACACUACUGUUCUACCUCUGCCUUGUUUGUGCCCCCCAUCUUGCAAGCACUCCACAACGCACCUGUCCGCCUAUUGGUUAUUUUGUAAUGCCGAAGAAAGAUGCCAUUAUCACCCGUUAUAUAAGAUUAGGGUACAAGAAAGCUGUUCUAAUAAGUUUUUCUCAUCAUAUAUUAGUGUGUGUGUCUGUGUGUAUAUAUAUAUAUACAUAUAUAUACACACAAGUUUUUUCCCCUCAGUCUCAUAUCACCAUAUUAUGUUCUCAUUUGUAGUACGCUAUUCUACAAUAGUGCCAACAGCAUUUACAAACACCACAAGCACAAUAUGUUGUCCUAAGCUGUGUGUACAACACAAAACUUAUGUAUCUUGUAUCUUCGGUUAUUGAGUGAAAAUGUGGGAUGACAUUGUUUACUAGAGAAACAAUAACUUUUAAAUUUUAUGUUUGUAUCUUUUUCAAUUUGUGAAAGAGCUUUUUUUUCCUCCACCCAGAAAAUGUUUGAAAAAAUGUGAAAAAUAAUUUGGAAUACACAUACUCAUCUCGUUUGUUUACACUAUAGACUUUAGUAAUAAAUGUAUAGUUUAGACUAAGGAACAAUUAUUGUUAAUGGUAUGAGAAAAAAUUUUUUGAAAAUUUAUCUCAAUUCCUUUUUUUUAACGUCUGAAGGGGGAAAAAAUUCUGAAAAUGGUAUUUUUUAGUUUUUGUUUAAUGGAACAAUAUUUUAAUAGCUAACCAUUUUUAUCAGUUGGUUAGGUUGGUAACAUUAAAAAUGAAAAUUGGUGUAAUGUUUGGUUUUGUUGGAUUAGCAACAUAAAAAUGGCUAAACUUUGUUUUUCAGUUCAACUAAUACUCAAAAAUACCAUUUAUGAAUUAUAAUUUUCAAGAGCAGCUAUACUAUUCUUGAAAUGGCCUUUACAAAAUAAUGAUUGUUAAGUGUACAUUUGAUGCCAAACUUAAUAUCAAACAUAAAACUUUCACAGA
Messenger RNA from Bacillus rossius redtenbacheri, 9719 nucleotides. It is a transcript of the gene jbug, whose product is annotated as filamin-C. Lineage: Eukaryota; Metazoa; Arthropoda; Insecta; Phasmatodea; Bacillidae. The record is from RefSeq and is a predicted model, not a curated record. Gene Ontology annotation, biological process: actin cytoskeleton organization. Gene Ontology annotation, molecular function: actin filament binding.